AUGCAAGAAUUCCUGCAGAUCCUACAUGAGCAGUACCGCACCGAGUACUACGGUCCCUGGCAUACAAGAGAAUGCUACCCAUGGGAGUACGACGUCAAGGCUCAAGAGUGUAUCCAAUUGGCUAGCAAAUCAGACCCUCAAUUCUUCCUACCGCAAGCCAAAAUCCUUCAAGACCGAGCGGCCUACAUACGUCAAGAAUGGGCUAGACUUGAGGCCUUACAAGCCAUUCAGCCAGUCACUCAGCCAGUCACUCAGCCAGCCACUCAGCCAGCCACUCAGCCAGUCACUCAGCCAGUCACUCAGCCAGCCACUCAGCAAGUCACUCAGCCAAUCACUCAGCAAGAGGAGGAACCACUACAGGCAAUUGCGGAGAACACUGCGGAGAACACUGCGGAGAACACUGCGGAGAAACCAAGCGACAACAAGGCCACCACCAUCAAGAACACGGCUCAGCUCUCCAAGAUCCCACGCGCAGGCCUACUCUCCACGAUCCCACGUCAGAUCGCCACUCAGCAAGCGGAGAAUGACACUACAAUUUGGCCUGCUAUCUCUGCGUGCCUCGGCGAUAUCGUAUGGAUGUGGUAUAUCAUUGAGUUGACGAUACAAGAGAAGGAUCUACUGCGACGGUCACAACCAAGUCACUAUGGCCCACUAUCAUUGAGGAGGAAGAUCGGACGAUGCAUAUUUGGACGAAUUGAAACCGUCCGAUGUCUUGCUCCGAGAUUUCGUGGGAUGCACACCACUAAUUAG
This is a messenger RNA of Letharia lupina, 750 nucleotides long. RefSeq lists its product as uncharacterized. Lineage: Eukaryota; Fungi; Ascomycota; Lecanoromycetes; Lecanorales; Parmeliaceae. The transcript has 2 exons. The record is from RefSeq and is a predicted model, not a curated record. The coding region runs from base 1 to 750 and encodes 249 amino acids.